Mycena indigotica is the source of this 1473-nucleotide messenger RNA. RefSeq names its product J domain-containing protein. Gene Ontology annotation, cellular component: cytosol. Bases 67 to 1473 code for a protein of 468 amino acids. Gene Ontology annotation, biological process: protein import into peroxisome matrix. NCBI's taxonomy places the organism in Eukaryota, Fungi, Basidiomycota, Agaricomycetes, Agaricales, Mycenaceae. The transcript has 14 exons. The record is from RefSeq and is a predicted model, not a curated record.
UUCUCUUCCAUAUUUGACGAUUGUUUUGGGCUUGCUGUGCUACCGACGUUCACGACCUUGUACUAUAUGGCGCCAGUAGAAACGGAAUAUUAUGACUUGCUUGGAGUUGCGGUGGAUGCUGACGACACAGAACUCAAGAAAGCGUACCGCAAGCAAGCAAUGAAGGUGCCUAAACCGUUAAUGCCACUCAAUCGUGUUGCUCUUGCUGAGCGAAAGUCAGUACCAUCCCGACAAGAACAAUUCAAAGAAAUAAGCAAAGCCUACCAAGUUCUCUCGGACUCGAACCUGCGGGCGGUCUACGACAAGAAUGGAAAGUCUAUGGUGGAUAAGGAAGGAGGGGUGAAUAUGGAGGACGCAGCCGGCUUCUUUGCCAAUGUCUUUGGUGGUGAGCGCUUUGCCGACUACAUUGGAGAAAUCUCAAUCAUGAAGGACAUGACUACGACUGCGACAACCAUGAUGACCGAAGAGGAAAAGCUGGAAAUGGAGAAGGCAAUGAACGAGGGCUCGGCCACUCCAAUCAACGGUCCUGCUGCUGCCGCUCGCAGUACUCUAUCGUCUGGCUCAUCAACACCCGCCGGAAGCACCUCGCCUCCAACCACUCCUUCACAGUCCCCUUCGGGCAUUACUAUGCAUUCGGAAGCUGAUUCUCCGUCUCCGGUAUCCACACCGUCGAAAGAGAAAGAUAAGAAGAGGUCGAAAUUAACGCCAGAGCAGAAGGAGAAACUUCGCGAGCAAGAUCGAGAAAGACAACGGGUAAUGGAGGCCCGCGUAACAGCGCUGACUACAAAGAUGAUAGAACGCCUGCGACCCUUUGUGGAGGCAACACGUCCAGGAGAGAAAGACGACCCUGAAACUCGUAUUUUCGAGGAGAAGAUGAAGAGGGAAGCGGAAGAUCUUAAGCUGGAGAGUUUUGGUGUGGAGCUAUUGCAUGCUAUUGGCGGGGUUUACAUGAUGAAAGCGACUUCUUUUAUGAAGUCCAAGAAGUUUUUGGGAAUCGCCGGAUUUUUCUCCCGCAUGAAGGAGAAGACAGACCUUGUCAAGGACGUAUUCGGGGUCAUAGGUAGCGCAUUGAGCGUCCGAGAUCUAAUGCUUGAAAUGGAGAAACAGCAAGCAAAAGGCGAAAUCGGCGAAGAGGAAUUGAGGGCCUUGGAGAUGGACGUCACGGGAAAGAUCAUGCUUGCUUCUUGGCGAGGAGCACGUUUAGAAGUAGUCCAAGUUUUGCGUACCGUCAUCGACAACGUGCUAAAGGAUCCAGAGGCAUCCGAGACAGUAUUGUUCAAUCGAGCAAAGGGACUACUCAUUAUGGGAGCAAUCUUCAAGUCCACGGUACCCGAUGAAUCCGACGAGGAACGCCGAGAACUCGAAAGGAUGGUGGCCGAGGCUGCUCAACCCAAAGGGAAACAAUCGGCUACUCGGGCUGCGAAAGCUAAGCGAGAGCAAAUGCUUCGACAAGAGACCGAAAAAGCCAAGUAG